Messenger RNA from Pantherophis guttatus, 2861 nucleotides. Its product is annotated as apoptosis-associated speck-like protein containing a CARD. The record is from RefSeq and is a predicted model, not a curated record. Gene Ontology annotation, biological process: regulation of apoptotic process; inflammatory response; innate immune response. Lineage: Eukaryota; Metazoa; Chordata; Lepidosauria; Squamata; Colubridae.
UUGGCUGAACGAAGCGAAAACGAAACGACUUUCUCCCUGCUGUAAUUCCCACCCACCCUCCGAACGACUCGUGGUUUGGUGCUGAUCCCGGAGAGGCGCGAAUAUGCCCAAACCCAUCCGUCAAUGCCUGGAGGAGACGCUGAAGGAUCUGACGGAGGAUGAGCUUCGAAAGUUCAAAGCGAACCUCCACGAAUUCCCGGUUAAAGACGGCUACGACAAUAUCCCCCGAGGACGGUUGCAGAAGGCGGACGCUCUGGAUCUGAGCGAUCUCCUGUUCGCCUAUUACAUCGAUUACGCCGUGGAGGUGACAGCCGCGGUGCUGAGGAGGUGCCAAUGCAAGCCUCAAGCCGAAAAACUGGUGGCUCUCUCUGGAAUUGGGAAUCAGCCAUCUAGUUCUCCUCAACAGCAUUUCAUUGACCAGUUCAGGGAGCAGCUGAUCCAGCGAACUGCAACAGUGGAACAGGUGUUGGAUAAAUUGCACGGUUCCAUCCUAAAUGAAGAACAAUACCAAAAAAUCUGCUCACAGGAAACUAAUCAGGCGAAAAUGCGAGAGCUUUAUAAGUUAGUUCCUGGCUGGAACCACCUGUGCAAAGAUCAACUGUACAAUGCACUGAAGGCCAUAAAUCCAUAUCUCAUCAAUGACCUAGAAGCAACAAGGAAGAUGGGAAAUUAAAUGAUUUUGUGCUGCCCCACUCAUUCACACAAAUACACGUAAGUGUAGUUUAGAGAGUUUAUUAAUGUUCCCCAGCAAUUCCCUUCACCCAGCCUCGGAACUAUCCCAAAUAAAUCCAGCCACAAGCAAGCCAAGGUUAGUCCACAAGGCAAUCGUCAAUAGUCCAUAAAACAAUGGGAAGCAGCUCCAACAAAUAAGUCCACCAAACAAACUUAAAUCUACCAGGCCAAACUGAAAUACACCCACAAGAGCUCACUUGGCAAGAGAAGUUCAGAGUCUCCAAAAUCCUAAAACCAAACAUGUUGUUCCUAGCAAUGCCUCCCUCUGCCUGCUGUGAUAAAUAUCUUUCCAGUGCAGCCCAUCAAGAUGGGCGGGGUAUUCUCUCAAAUAAUGUGGCAGAUCUCUGUUGCUCUUAUCUUUUCUCUGCACUGCAUGCUCUCAGAUCCACCACAAAAGGCAGCUCCUCCUCCUCCUUUUCAUUCACCAUCUACCCCUGCAAGCUGUCCCCAGCCAAAACCCUCUCUUUUGGCCAGUGUUCAGUCAUUAACCUAGUUCCUGAUGUGCCAAGAAUGAGCUCACCUUCUCUUCAACUGACCUCCAAGAAAGAAUCUGAGGAGUCAUCCAAGAGAAAUAUCACACAUUUCAGGACUCAUAAAAAAUAGCUCUAUGAAACUCCAACAGACCAUACUUUAACAUGUCUCUCCCCAUGCAUCCAUUUUGAUCCAUACUGGGAUAAGAAACUGAGAUCCUCAGAUACAUUCAAAACCUAACCAGCUUGCUGCGUGGAAGAAAUAGUAGGAGAUCAUCUACUACUGUAAGAGAUAGAAUGAUACAGAAAGACUGGCAACCGAAUAUUAGAUCCUACCUUGGGGUAUCCUCUUCUGGGGAGAAAAUUAUUGUUUAAACUUACCUCAUUCUAUUCCAUGGGCAACUGAUCAAUCAUAGAUCAAACUGAUAAAUCCAUAUAUUUUGACCAGCUUUUCAUUUCUUUGGACUCCCUUGUUUUAUGAAUAUGAAAGUUCAUAUAUCCUUCUUGAGAUGUUUUACAUUUUUAAGCAACUUUUACUUCAAAAUCACAAGCACAGACUAUUUGGGGAUCUAUAUAUGGAUUCUAAUGUCUAGAAACAAAAAAAUAUUCUGCUUUCCUUUAGUGUUUUACUAUGUUUCUCCUAGAAUAAAGCAAAGUAUGAUUCAUCAAUCCAGCCUGAAUAAAACAGCUGCACUUACAUCUUCCUUGGAUAUGUUCAGUACUGAAAUUGAUCUCCUGAGGACCUCACCAUCUUUACAAAUGCACGGUAAAGCUUCUUGGGUUGUGCUAAAAGAAAAUUGCUGAUUCCAUACAGAUAUUAUAGGCUGAUUUUAGCACUGACACAGCAUUGAUUGUUCUUGUCGAUCACUUGUAGCAGAUCGAGAAUGGAGAUGAUACCACUAACCUGGCUCUCCUUGACACUUCAGCAGCUCUCCAUGACAUUGAUCAUUUAUGGUCAUUCUGGCUCAGUUUCAAGGCGUGGGGUUGUUAGGAUGGUAUUAUAAUGUAAUGGGUUCCAACCAGGUAAAGCUUAAAGUCCUUGAUUUGCAAAGUGCUUUGGGACUGAGGCUCUCAUCCCUCUUAUUUAACAUCUGCAUGAAGCUGUUGGGAAGAUCUUUCAUUGGUUCAGAGGUCCGAAGCUAGGUCACGGAGCUACUGAUGGGCUAUCUGCUAAAACAGAGCAAGGCUAUGGCAUACACCUGAAAGAAAAUCGGGAAGCCAGUAAUUGUGGAGCCUGACUGGCAAGAACAAAGAAUGCUUAUUCGCAGAGAAUAUGCAUGUGUCAAACUUGUAUUUAACUCUGGGUGAUUAAAAGGAUUGAUAAAAGUACCAAAAGUUAGAUAUCCUGCAUACCACAGCUAGAAGUUAGGAAUAGGGAUGGCCUGGAGCAAACAGAAUGUGUAUUAGAUAACUCCUGGAGCAUUCAUUAGCCAAGGCUUAGGAAUAGAGACAGCUAGAAACCAAUAGAACAAUUGUUAGAUCAUUACUAAAAUGUUUAUUAUAUGAUAGUUCUUAUAUAUCCUGCCUUAUCCCGCCUUCUGCUUUAGUAAAAUUGUAUAAAGAUUUCCUAAUUCUAUUGUUCGGGGUUCCUAGGCAUUUUCUGACCAGGACCAAAAACCAUGUCUUGGAGCCCUUCAAUAAAAGGAAACAAAACCUGCA